GCAGCUGGGUGGCCAACGCCUUCGCCCGGGCUGGUGGGAGCCGGGCAGGUUCGCUGGGUGGGCGCCGCCCGAGCCAGGAGGUGGUGCCCUCUCACGCCAGCUAAUUGCUCCACGGGUCUUGGCCUUGACAGGUGUUGGUGCCUGCCGUGGACGCCUUCUGACCUGGGCCGAAUCUCUCUCCGGAGACUUCGCGCCUAUGGUUGGGGACAGAGCGAGGUCGUUGCCUUGACGACAGCAUGCGGCCCGCGGUCCUCCCGAGUGUGAGCUUGCGGCGGGCCGAGGUCCAUCUGCCUCCCUGCCUGCUUCACCCGGGACCCGAGCCUGUGCCAGCGGAGGAAGUCACAGCGGCGCUGGAAUUGCUGGUUCGUUAGUCAGCAUCUUUAGACCUGCGAGCGAGAUGCAUUUCACCUCAAAUUUGUUUCCAAGUUGAAAACCUUUGGUUCUUUCCAUGCGAAAGGAUUUGAAGAAACACAAAAAAAAAGUUCCUACUGGUUGUAAAUUAAAAUGGAAAAAUAUGAGAACCUGGGAUUGGUUGGAGAAGGAAGUUAUGGAAUGGUGAUGAAGUGUAGGAAUAAAGAUAGUGGAAGAAUUGUGGCCAUCAAGAAGUUCUUAGAAAGUGAUGAUGACAAAAUGGUUAAAAAAAUUGCAAUGCGGGAAAUCAAGUUACUAAAGCAACUGAGGCAUGAAAAUUUGGUGAAUCUGUUGGAAGUGUGUAAGAAAAAGAAACGAUGGUACCUAGUCUUUGAGUUUGUUGACCACACAGUUCUUGAUGACUUGGAGCUCUUUUCAAAUGGACUAGACUACCAAGUAGUUCGAAAGUAUUUGUUUCAAAUUAUUAAUGGAAUUGGAUUCUGUCACAGUCACAAUAUCAUACACAGAGACAUAAAGCCAGAGAAUAUAUUAGUCUCCCAGUCGGGUGUUGUCAAGUUAUGUGAUUUUGGAUUUGCACGCACAUUGGCGGCACCUGGGGAGGUUUAUACUGACUAUGUGGCGACCCGAUGGUACCGAGCCCCCGAGCUGCUGGUUGGUGAUGUCAAGUAUGGCAAGGCUGUGGACGUGUGGGCCAUUGGUUGUCUGGUCACUGAAAUGCUCAUGGGAGAACCCCUAUUUCCUGGAGAUUCUGACAUUGAUCAGCUGUAUCAUAUUAUGAUGUGUUUAGGUAAUCUCAUUCCAAGACAUCAGGAGCUGUUUUAUAAAAAUCCUGUGUUUGCUGGAGUAAGGCUGCCUGAAAUCAAGGAAACAGUCCCUCUUGAAAAGCGCUACCCUAAACUCCCUGAAGUGGUCAUAGACCUAGCGAAGAAAUGCUUACAUACUGACCCAGACAAAAGACCCUUCUGUGCUGAGCUCCUGCACCAUGACUUUUUUCAAUUGGAUGGAUUUGCUGAGAGGUUUUCUCAGGAACUACAGUUAAAAGUACAGAAAGAUGCCAAAAAUAUUUCUUUAUCUAAAAAAUCCCAAAAUAGAAAGAAGGAAAAAGAGAAGGACGAUUCCUUAAGUGAAGAAAGAAAAACACUUGUAGUUCAGGAUACCAAUGCUGAUCCCAAAAUUAAGGAUUAUAAAGUUUUUAAAAUGAAAGGGCCAAAAAUUGAUGGAGAAAAAGUUGAAAAAGGCAAUAGAGCUUCAAAUGCCAGCUGUCUCCAUGACAACGGGACAAGCUAUGUCAAAACAGUGCCUUCAACAAGCCUCAGAGACUGCAGCAACGUCACCGCGGGUCACACACGGCACCCGGGCACGGCGAUCCCCCCACUCACACACAAUCUUUCUGCAGUUGUUCCCACUAUUAAUUCUGCAAUGGGGACUAUACCAGCAGUUCAAAGUUACAGGGUGGAUGAGAAAACAAAGAAGUAUUGUAUUCCAUUUGUUAAACCAAAUAAACAUUCCCCAUCAGGCAUUUAUAAUGUUAAUGUGAACACAUCAGUCUCCACUGAAAAGAACCUUUUCCAGGCAAAUAAGAAAAGAAGGGAAUACUCCAAGACAGAUGUCCGUCUGCCCGAACUGAACUACAAUCAUCUCCCUGAGCUCAGAGCCUUGGAAGGCAUAACUCGAAAUUCCAGGCUAGUAAAGAAAGAGAACAAAAUUCUUUCAGAAUCUCGAAUUCCUUCUCUGGCUGCUAUUGACUUGCACACCCCCGGUCUCUCAUCACAUCAGGUCUCAGGCACACCCCUAUCGGAUGGUUCAGAGCCUGACUUGCCUCGAAUGGAACACCAGCACUGAGGGCCACUUUGUUCCUGAACUGGCCGCUGCGUUAGUAUUUGAGAUGACAUCCUCUUGCAACAAGAAUGCUGACAUCUAGGAAGAGAGAUUCACAGUUUUGAUUGUUUACUUUUGAAUGACCUGCAUUUUCGGAGAAAGGCCUUGCAGGAGAAGGAAAGACAAAGACAUCAGAUGUGAAGAUUGAACAAGUGCACCUCCCCCGCUGUGAUCCUGUACCUUUCAAGUCCAUUGAUGCUAUUUCAAGAUAUAU
Molecule: messenger RNA, 2464 nt
Organism: Otolemur garnettii (small-eared galago)
Lineage: Eukaryota; Metazoa; Chordata; Mammalia; Primates; Galagidae
Gene: CDKL2
Product: cyclin dependent kinase like 2
Exons: 14
Coding region: 505-2214 (569 amino acids)
Biological process (GO): protein phosphorylation
Cellular component (GO): nucleus
Molecular function (GO): ATP binding; cyclin-dependent protein serine/threonine kinase activity
Source: RefSeq, a predicted model, not a curated record